AUGUCUAGAAGAGACAGCAACACCUCUGUCGUCUCUAUCGAUAACGGGGAGGUAUCCAGUACUACAGCGCUUGCUCUCACCGAUGCCCGCUUUGACCUGGCAGCGGUCGACUUUCAGGAUUUCUCGACAAGACCGGACACCUCGCUCGAGCAUUGCGGCUACAAGCCUUUCGACCUCGCGAAUCUUGCAGCCGCAUUCCACCAGAAGUGCACACCAGGAGCCAUUCGACGCUACAUUCAACGUUACGAUAAGGACGAAGUGAAGUCCAAGAUCCACGGUCUCGUACAUAACCACCACAUCGUCACGUAUGCCAUUCACUACCAUAGUGUGGAUUGCCUUCGCUUGCUGUUGGAAUACGGCGUCGAUCCCCAAGCGCGAGACUUCGGCAGGGUUCCUGUCCUCGCGUACGCUAUCAUGCUGCCGUACUGGAAUGCUUGCAACACUCUGGAAAUGGUCAGGACCCUUCUUGCGCAUGGAGCUUCAGCUCUUCAUAUCCCCCGCGACAUGUGGAUCGACUACGUCAAGACACCAAGUUCCGGCUCGGAUGUGCGGAAUCGAGGCGGCAACAAGUGGUGUACGGUCAAGGUGCGAAAGAUUUUGGUCGAGACGAUGCACCUCAGCAUCAGAUACACUCUCUGGAGAGCUAGUCGACUCGAAUUCCGUCCGUGUCGGAUGCUGCAGAUCGCAGAGGCUAAAGGUAUCUUGCCUCUUUUGAGAAUUCCAUAUCUCGUCAUCGGACAGGAGCUGGGCAUAGAGCACGUCAUUGAACAGAUCUAUGCCCACAUUGCUAACGAUGUCGAUCAGCCUCUUGUUCUUGCGUUCAGUGGGCUUUCAGGUCAUGGAAAGACAGAGCUGGCUAGCUGUAUGGGAGGUCUUAUAUCGGCAGACUUUAUUGACAUCGACUGCACCCAGAUUACCACGGUCUUCUCCCUCCUUGGAACCACAGCAGGCUAUCAAGAAAGCGAGAAUGGUUCUCCUCUCAACAACUUCCUUGUGCGUAACAACGCCAAACGCAAUGUUGUCUUCCUGGACGAAUUUGAUAAAACGAAGCGAGAGGUCCGGGAAGCGUUGCUGAAAGUGAUGGAUGCGGGUAGGCAGCUUGGCAUUGGACAAAUCUUUGAUGUUUUCCGCCGGCUAAUGUGCAUUAGGGACCUACACUGGACGGCCAAACAAUCUGAAGAUCGACUGUACCAAGACUGUCUGGAUUCUUGCGACAAAUAAAGGUGACACGGAGGUUGCCGCGUUCUACGCGAAGGAGAUCGCGAAGCGCAGAGAAGAUGAGAUCGAUCAGGUCGACAUCAUGCCGCUGCAAAUUGAAAUCGCUAAGCUUCUGUCGUCGCUUUAUUCAGUAUGUUGCAUUUUUCACCAUUGAGAGCCUGUCCGCUGACGAUGAUCUUAGCCUGCCGUAUGCGGACGCAUCAAUGCAUUUAUUCCCUUCUUCCCUUUCAGCCCAGGGGAGCAAGCAGUAGUUGCACACAAGUUCAUACUCAACCUACAAGACCGCAUACGCAAGCCCAUAGACUUGAAACAGCCUGUCUGCCGCUAUAUUGGGCACUCCAUUCUGCGUGUGGUAGACGAUGGUCGUCUUUGCCAAAAAGUAGCAGAGGGAUAUGUGCAGGCUCUCGGGGCUCGAUCGCUCAAGCGCGAAGUCACAAAGGUGGAAAAGAAGUUUCUGAAGGAGUACAGCAAGGUGGACGAAGUGGUGACCGAAGCCAGCAACCAGGGGAAGUUUGAAAGAUAUAUUGCGCAGUUGCAGCCGGUCUCGGAUGGAGUGCAAGACAUUGUGGUCUAUCGAGACACGGAGAAGGACUAG
Molecule: messenger RNA, 1813 nt
Organism: Lecanosticta acicola
Lineage: Eukaryota; Fungi; Ascomycota; Dothideomycetes; Mycosphaerellales; Mycosphaerellaceae
Source: the annotation of a GenBank genome assembly